GUUCAAGCGGCGGGAGUUUUUGUCGCUUCACGAUCUUCGCCUCCGAAUCGGAGCGACUGCAACAGAAAUAUAAACGAGGGGGGGGGGGGGGAGGAGGCAAAUACAAAUAAAAACAGGAGAGUUCACUAAUAAACACGCAACUUAUACACCUCAGUAGCUAACGCACGGUCAAAGAAACUCCCCCCUCACGAGCAGAUCGACGCCGCUGCUACGGGCGGCAUGGAUGUGCCGUCGCUCGUAAACAAACUGGGCCACCAUCUGGAGGAGAUACGUGUGCGGGCGCUCAAGAAUCUACUGCUCAAGCUGGAGCAUGGCUUGCUGGCUGAGGCGGACCUGGUGCAGGAAAAGCGCUUGCUUGUCCGCUUGCUUGAGUGGUUCAACUUCCCUUCUGUGCCCAUGCAGAAAGAAGUGCUGGGGUUGCUGCACAAGCUUUCCCAGCAUUCUUCUGCAGCGGGGUUACUGGUCGAAAUUGGAGCACUUGAGUUCCUGGCGCAGCUGCGGCCUAACGUGCAGGCGUCACUGCAGGCACCUGUGGACAGCAUCAUGGACUGCCUACUGCGCCUCCCAACAGUGCAGCCCGAGACCCCCUCUGUGAUGUACUCUGCCAAUUCCCCACCAGAGGACACUCACCAGCAAGGUUCUCUUGCUUUGAAACCAAUGCAGGCAGAUGGAAACACGGGCUAUUUUAUACACAGCAAGAAGGAAAAGGACAUUCCAAAAAACAACAUAAUCUUGCCAGUAAACGACGUUGUGAAGUGUUUAAAGUUUUCUACAUUUCCAUGGCUCUGCCUAACUCCAAAUGAUAAGCAUGUUCUGACUUCAACGGAAAGGUCCUUACGGAGUAAGAAUGCCAGCCUGAUUAGAAGUUCCUGCGACUUUUUAUUGGAUGUGAUGAUGUGUGAUUUUCCUGCUGAAACAUUCUUACAACGGCCAAAUAUAGUAGAGAACCUGUUGCUGCUAUUGAGGCUGGCCGGAGGAGCAGAUGGGACCCACCAUCUGGCCUUGCAUGCGUUACGGUGCCUCCACCACCUGUGCCGAAACCUCACCAGCCGACUUUGCUUUCACAGGGACCCUGCGUUCUUUUCCACCAAGCCAGAUGUGGACUAUCAGAACUCCUCAGUAUCCAGUUCAGGCACCUCAGUGGAAUCAGAUGAGCGAUCAGCUACCGCUGCUGCCACCAGCCCUCGCCCGUCUACUCAGGGUCACAGGGACCAGCGGCCACGUGGGGACGGCAGGGACGGUGACCUUUCUUCCUCUGCCUCCAGCACCGGUUCAUCUGAAAGCCGCAAUGAGACCUCAAGUCGUGCCACACCAUCCCCACUGGAACUGGGCACGACGGGAGGUGAACUGGAUGCAGACUUCACUCUGGAGUUGCAGCUACAGCAGUGGGGGCUACCCAACUUCUGUCUGAUGGCAAUGCAACCAGCCAUUGAUAUGCUUAAAACAGGGAGCAGCCGUGAUGUCCUCGGUGUGCUGGAGCUGCUUGCGUCGCUGAGCUCGCUGUUGUCCGAGUCUCUAACGUCGGAUGUUUGGCAGGACAACAGCUUGAUCGGUCGGGACCUGGCUGAGCGGAUGUCGGGCAUCCUAGAAAGCCUGGCGGAGGUGGUGUCUUACCACUACACAAGCCGUGUUGCUGAAGGGCAGCCUGAGCCGCAGCGUGCACACCAUCGCCUCGCCUUCAACGGCUGUGCCCUAGCAUUUCUACGGCUGGUGCAAAUGCUGGUGCCUCUAGAGCAGGCAGGGACCAUUCUACCUGGGAGUGUGGUGUCAGCACUGAGCAUGAUUUCGCUGGACGUCCCAUUCUGUCGCACUUUCCCGACCGCCUGCGAUGCGGCUUGGUCCUUCCUGGAGCAGGCGAGCUCCGAGUGUCACUCGCUGAGCACACGCGUUGCCUCCGUUACCCAGUCGAUGGAGUGCACCUGCACUUUUCUGCGAGAAUUCACCAACCAGGACGAUGGAAAUAUGUUGGAGCUGAUAGAACUUGCUGACCAAGCUGUGGAAAGUAUACCGUACCACCUGCACCUUCCCUUCAUUCAACACUUCAUAACCCUGUGUUCCAAAAUACACAAGACAUUGCAACCUAGCCCAACUGCAGCUGGUGAAAGCAGAAAAGUCUUGCUAAAGCUCUUGUCACACCCAGUGAAUGUGAUUCGAGCUAAUGUCUACAGCAACUGUCUUAAUAUAGUCCAGGAAUCAUUAGGCAUUCACAAUGUGACAAAGUCAGUGUCCACAGCCUGCCUCGGAGUACGCUUCUUGCUGCACAGUCGGGUGCUGUACGAAUUGUGUGCCUUUGGCCUCCAGGAUUCCCACAAAGAGGUUUGCUUGGCAGCCCGGGCCAUUGUGCUGUACCUGCUGCAGAGCCGGCUGCUCAUGUGCGCUGCUACCUGGGGACAGCUUUUGGAGGCCCUCACUCCUGUACUGCCUGUUCUGCAGGGUUUUGCAGGAGAGGAGGGAGCUCUAGGCUCUGCGAUCGUAAACCUAAGUGAGACGGAGAGCCAGAGUGGUGAGGGUCCCAUCCCGCGGACCGAUCGUCUCCGUGCCUCCCUCCGUCUGCUCCUGGCCAAGCAGCUUCCUGUUCGCUCGGCUGGAGUGCAGCAGCUCGCGUGGCACCUGGUGUCCGAGGAGCAGGCAGGACAUAAGCGGCCCCACUUGCCCGGCACCGUGCUGGCUGGGGAGCCCAACCUGCUCAUCCCAGACGUGCCGCUGCGUCCGGACACCGAGACCAUCGGCAAAUCGGUGUUCAAGGAGGACGCAGUGUGCAAGGUCUAUGGGAUUUUUAUGUCUGAGGCGGUGGACCUCGCUGUAAAGAAGUCUGCAGCUGAACAGCUUACCAUUAUGAUGCAAGACACAAUUCUGCACGGUGUAUUAAAAAAGCAAGGCGCAGUGGAGAAGGUGAUUUCACUGCUGCAUCAAGCUGUGCAUAAAGAUGGAAGGGGGCUGGAAUGCAUGGUGAGGCCAUGCUUGACGUUGCUGAGGCGUCUCGUGUACCACGAUCCGUGUUUGCGACAUCGCUUGGCUUACCAGCCCACUCUGCUGCUGUCUUUGCUCCGAGUGUUGCUGGUUUAUCAGUCAGAAGCCGUGGUGCAGUUGGAGGUUUCUGUUCUGCUGUCUCUCCUGCUGUUUGAUGAAGUGGCCCAAAUAGAGAAAUGGUCUGAUUCAUAUCCAUUGGAUGGCUGUGAUCCUCAGCCAUUGAGUCUGCCUCUUGUUGUAGAACAACGAUUUCAUCUUCCGCUUGUAAUGGCGACGCACCACGUGGUGAGCCCGCACAGAGUGAUUCCUCCGCCGCCGUCCGAUCCCUUGGUUGCUCCGCCAGCCAGAGAUGCCAUCAGACUUGGCUGGAACCUCGCAUGGCACCAGGGUGUAGAGGCUCUGCUGCAGGCACAUGCUGCGUCACAGCUGGAAGCAACAAACCAAGGGUUUCCUGAACUGCUGCGAAUGAACGGGAGCGAUGUGAUGGGGCUGCGCUUAACGCACAUGCCCUGCAGCCUGCAGCUGUGCCUGGAGGCGGUGAGCCGAGCGGCCUCUCACGGCGAGGCAAAGCUGGCCCUGCUGCGUCUCCGCCUGCAGCUGCUCAAUGAUGCUCUGCUUCCCCAGCCGGGAGCAGAGAGCAAGGCUGCACAGAUGCUCCUCAGCAUGGACUGGCGCUCCACAUUGAAACGCUUCCUGGUGGUUCGUCCAGUGAGCAAUGCAGAUGAGAAGUUGCUGGGGGAAGUGCUUGCCUUCCUGCAGGCCCUGUUACAUGCUCAAGGAGACAUUCCAGACCAUAGCAUGCUGCAGUGGAUACUGCUGCUCCUCAAAGAGGAAUCAAAUCAUCUUCUUGAUCUGCUCAACAAGUCAAAUACCCAGGUUGAUGCACGUCACACUGUGACUGAAUCUCCCACUCGAAAGGGAUUAUUGAAAGAGCUCUCAUCAUUAUUUAAUGCCUUGGUGCGAGCACUGGGCUGCAGUCCAGACAAACAAAGCUUGGCAGCAUCGAACGGUGUCCGUUGCCACCUUGCUGCUUUGCUGCUGGGUCGGCUGAAAGAAGCGGAUAGCUCCGGAUUCUACGAGCUGCCAUCUCUGGAAGCCACACUGCGCGGCAUGGCUCAUGCCACGGCUCUGCCAGGAUGGAGCGUCGCUUCUACGGCCACGCAGCCAAACAACCUCCGCCUGCAGUAUCUCGCCUCCCUCCAAGAGAUUGUGUUGUCAUUCAGCAUUGGGCGAGAAGGAAAUGGCCUUUCAUUCCUUGGCAAAGGGGUCACCAAAAGUGCCGUGGUGUGCCUGCGACAGCUGGCUAGCGAGAUGAGCGAUCAGGCUGAAAACCAAGAUUGGGUGAGCCCUUGGUCUUGGUCUCGGAAGGGUAGUGGCCGCGGUGAAACAGCUGCGCAGCUAGGGCUGACCUGGCUCAUCUCUUUAUGGGUGGACAGAGAUCUGGAGGUGCGUUUGGCCAGCCUAGGCCUCGGGACGGCACUGACUUCUGAGGAGCAAGGCUGCAUGGCCCUAGUUGCCGCAUGCCAAAACAUCUCAGGAGGCCUUUGGGGCACAGCACUGAAGAUUCUGCUUGACCAGUACGAGUCCAGCAUGGUCCGCUUGGAGGCUGCCAGCAUCCUGCAGAACCUGCUAGUUCUGCCAAUGCCAGCGUCAGCGGAUGAAGCGGGGGAUGGCUGCUGGCAGGGCCCAUGCGUGCACGAUGAGGACACAGACCUCUCGCUUGUGGGGCUGCCAGCUCUGCUGGCCCUUCUCUACCACUGCCGCUUUUACCAACACUUUGCCGGCAUGAUCGCAAACUGUUGCCGAGAGGCGCGUCUGGUGUACGCCAGCCCACCACAGGACGGCAAGUCGUCACACGGAGAAAGCAGUUCGGCCUCUGCCGAGCUGAGUGAUGCCCUCGGACACCCGGGCGGUAGCCCAGCAGCAUCCAACCCCCACCCAGGGCCCAGCUGCCCAUCCACCUCCUCCACGUGGGAUCAUUUGAUUCCUGGAAAUGGAGUCGACGGCACUCGCACCGGCAGAUAUCCCGCCAACAGACUUUCCGCGCAAGGGCAAAGUGAAAGUGAGGGGCAGGAGUCUGUGAACAGUGAAGGCACUCAAGACGCCCAGUGGGAACGGCGUGGCGUGCAUGCUGACAGUAGUGUAGUGACCCCCCACCUCGUCUCUGGCAUGUGCCGACUUGUCCGCAACGUGCUUGCCCUUGCUCCCGAAAUGACAGCCCACUCACUCCUCCAGCACCAGAUCCUGUCCAGCCUCAACAGAUGUGCAGAUGCAGGCGUGCUGGGUGCCUCUCUCUGCGAGAUCAGGAACCCCACACAGACUCUGCACCUUGCCAGGGAGUCCAAGGCUCUGGUGCUGUCACUGCUGGAUCUGCAGGCGGCUGUGUGCGAGCUGGUGGAGGCUUGUGCCAUUCUCUCUCUCGGCACAGUGCUGGAGGGAAGUCUGCUGGGAGAUCUUUUGCAGAACCUCCUUGCCGUCUUUUCCCAAACCAAGUCCAAGAUCUUGGAUGUGGAGGUACAGCAGGCAGUGCACAGAGUAUGGGAGAAGUCGCUUAGUCUGCAGUGUGUGCUGCUAAGGAAGGCUGGACCCACCAUGCUGCCCCCGUUUGUCUCUGCUGCAUGCCAUCACUGGGGUGCUCUUGUCGGAUGCUUGAAGACGUGCCUCAAAAUGUCUUCAUCCAACCGCUCUCUGCAUAUAGCCACCAUGCAAUUCCUGGCCAUGCUGUUGGUAGAAGAAAGCAAAAGAAAGCUGAGUUUGAAAUCACCAGAAAAUGAUGGCGAUGAGGAUGAUGGAGUAGCACCUGAAGCAGAGGACGCCCACCCUCACAAACUCUGCCUUCAGAAAGCGGACGGGUCAACGAAUGGCAAACCGAUUUCUCUUGAUACCGGUGGCGUAAGUCGGAAGACAAGAUCGGUACGAGCAGAGCGGUCAAGAGAAUCUCGUACUCGUGUUGGAGAAGGCGAGCGGAGAGUUCGGUCAUCGGCGAGCAUGGGAGCAGCGUCUGGUGAUCCAGCCACGCUGAUGUGGCUGCUCGAUAGAGAUGGCUCGUGGGAAGCGCCACUCGCCGGGAGCCAGCUCUGCAAGAUCAUCUUGCAGUGCUUUGAGUGCAGGUCUACUGAUGAUCUACUUGGAGUGCAUGCCACGUCUGCUCUCUGUUGUCUCCUCGCUGUCAGCGCAUCAGCCAAGAAUUAUGCCCGUCAAGCGGGCCUGAUUGAGGGCUGUGUGGAGCAAGCCAAGCAAGCUCACAGCAAGCUCGAGUUGGACUCACUGGAGCAAGCAAAACCAGCCCCGAGGAAGAAGGAGGACCGACUGCUGAGAGAAUUGAGGACUCUUCUGGAAGUUUUGAGGAACUGUCUCUAUGAGAGCGAGGAUUGCAAGGUUGCGGCGUCGGAUGAGCGUCUGGCCGCCGUGCUCCUGGCCCUCUGGCCCUACCUCCUCGCAGACGACUCCACUCUGUUGGCUGCCCUCCGCCUCCUCUGCGUCUUUACAACCAGCUGUCGCGCAGCGUGUCUGUCCUGCUGCAUUGGAGGCACUGGCACCUGUGCUACCGCAGGGGGUGGCUCCUCCUUGGUGCAUGCGGUGAUUCGCUUGUGCUCGGUGCGUGCGGGAGACUCCUCUGCCGUCGAGCGUCACGCCUUCACGUUGCUGUCCAACCUCCUGCUCUCGCACGAGGGCAAGGGGGUCCUGCAAAAGAGCAACUUCCUGCAGCAGUUUGCGAGUUUGCACCCUCCUAAGCUGAGCCGAGCUUCCAGCCCACUCGUGCUGCACUGGCUGGGCCUACUGGUCAAUCUCACCACAUCGGAGGAUGGGCAGCAGAUGGUGCUGCGCCUGGGCGGUAGCCUGGAGCUGCUGCUGGAGAUGGCAGGGCACCAGCAGGCCGCCUGCCACCGUGCCGCCACUCUCGUUCUGCACAACCUGUGCUUCAGCACAGCCAACAAGGCCAUCAUCCUGGCCAACGAAAAAGCUGUCGCCUUCCUGGCCAGAUGUCUGGAGAAUGAGACCCUCGAGAUGAGGUCCCUUGGGUCCAGCGCGCUGUGGGCACUGCUCUACAACUCACAGAAGGCUAAAGUAAGCUUGAAAAAUCCAUCGAUCAAGAGAAAAGUUGAUGAUGCAUUAAAGGCACAUCGAAAAGGUGUGAGAGCAGAGGAUUUCAAGCUGUACACAUAUUGCCUCAAGAGCCUGGAGAAUGUGUCUACCUUACUGAACACCUAGGCAGCGUAACUGUUCAUGGAUAUUUUAAACAGUGUAGUAUGCUUUGCUUGAAUCAAAUCCUGUGUCUCAAACUUAAAAUAAUGUGUAUUUAUAUAAACGGUGUUUAUAUUUAAAAUGAUCAACUGCAAGUGUGAUUGAUUUUAUUUGACAAACUAUGUAGUUAAUAUGCGAAUCAUGAUUAUUAAACUGUGCUAUUGAAUCUUAAUUAUGGAGCUUUGAACGUCAUUGCCACUUGACUAUUUUGUUGAUGCAGAUCCAAGGAGGGAUGCGACUAAAUCAAGGGGGUGUCUUCAUGGCUGCUGUCAAUUUCUGGUGCCAUUGU
Molecule: messenger RNA, 7504 nt
Organism: Lethenteron reissneri (Far Eastern brook lamprey)
Lineage: Eukaryota; Metazoa; Chordata; Hyperoartia; Petromyzontiformes; Petromyzontidae
Gene: RTTN
Product: rotatin
Biological process (GO): ciliary basal body organization; centriole replication; centriole-centriole cohesion
Cellular component (GO): ciliary basal body; centriole; centrosome
Source: RefSeq, a predicted model, not a curated record